UUUUGACACCUAUAAGAAAGGCUGCUGUAAUGUCAUGCUAAACCGCACAUACUGAUAUGAUUAUUACAUCUAUUUUAUUGCAUGUCUGAGUGGCUCAUCAUGGAAACAGACGCGUCUCUCCUCGGCGUUGAACUUGAGCAGAAACAGCAGGAAGAGCUGUAUCAACCGCUUUUGCUUCAGACCAUGGGAAAAAUGCAAAGCGAAAGUCCCCCCUCCAAAGUCAUCUGUCCACAACCAGGCAUGUGCGUGAAGACCUCCUCAAUGUCAGACAAAAAGAAGGUCUUUCUGAAUAUCUGUCAGUCACAGGCGGUACCGCCCCCUCCUCAUCUGUCCCAGCAAGCACUCGUGGAUCUCCUGGAGUCAGAAGACCCGACGAGUUACAGAGUGCCCAUGAGUCUCGGCGAGCCGCAUACAGAAGUGGACAACAGCUCACAAGGCUGUACUGUGUAUGAUGUCGUGAUCAACGAUGAGUUCUUCCAGAAAUGUGAGAAAAAUACCCUGUUCCAGCAGUUUCUUAUUGCCGUUUCUUUGGAGGGACUGGAAAACAAGUACAACCUUGAGUUGAGCAGAGAUAUUAAGAUUUUGAAGAACAGGAAAUUCAUGGGCUCUAUAGCAGAACAAAACAUUCGUACCAAGAGUAAGCCAAUUAUCCAGGAAAUUGACUCAAAGCAAUCUGACUCAUUUCCUUCAUCAACCAAACGUCCAGAGUUCAGUUUAUUAGUGGAGCCCCCAACUGGAAAUGCAGAGCAUCUGAUCGCUGAGAUUCUGCUACCUGGAGUGAUAUCUGCUCGCUCUCUUGUUCUGGAUUUGGGAGAGGACAGACUAGUGCUGAUUGCUCGCCCUUCUCUUUUCCAUUUGGAUAUUUUCUUUCCCCUGCUUAUUGACCAAGAAAACAGUGUUGCCCAGUUCAACACAAAAACACAGACGCUUACAGUGACCAUGCCAGUAGUGUCUUCAUAAAAACUGUUGCAAGGCUAUUAUUUCAUAAUAAACUUCUUCAUUUUGUAUACA
Messenger RNA from Cyprinus carpio (common carp), 1011 nucleotides. RefSeq names its product PIH1 domain containing 1 (gene pih1d1). Gene Ontology annotation, biological process: box C/D snoRNP assembly; rRNA processing. NCBI's taxonomy places the organism in Eukaryota, Metazoa, Chordata, Actinopteri, Cypriniformes, Cyprinidae. Gene Ontology annotation, cellular component: R2TP complex; cytoplasm; ribonucleoprotein complex. The record is from RefSeq and is a predicted model, not a curated record.